UACUUGAGUAUCUCGGUCUCUACCUCCGAUCCGACCGUUUUCAUAAACCCAGUUGAUAGGGUUUCUCACUUUUAGAUCAUCACAUCACAUACAUAAAAGUUGAAACUCAAAUCCGGCGAUAUUCCGGCGGAAUCUCCGAUCCGGAGAUGUCUCGGGUGGAGGAUCUGUGGGAGCGUUUAGUGACUGCAGCACUUGGUGUGCAGCGGUCUGGUACGGAUUCGUAUGCUAGACCUGCGGGAGGAAUUGCUGCAAAUGUUCCAUCGUCACUUGCAAAUAACAGGGACAUAGAUGACAUAUUGCGGGCUGCAGAUGAGAUACAAGAUGAAGAUCCAAAUGUCUCUAGAAUCUUAUGUGAGCAUGCUUACUCAUUGGCUCAAAAUCUGGAUCCAAACAGUGAGGGGAGGGGAGUAUUGCAGUUCAAGACUGGGUUGAUGUCUGUAAUUAAGCAAAAACUAGCAAAAAGGGAAGGUGGAACUAUUGACAGAAGCCGAGAUGUUGCUCGCUUGUUAGAGUUCUAUAGACUAUAUAGGGACCGGCAUAAUGUGGACAAACUUCGAGAAGAGGAAUUAAAAUUGAGAGAAUCAAGUGUUUUCAGCGGUAACCUUGGAGAGCUGGAGCGAAAGACUGUUAUGAGGAAAAGGGUUUUAGGAACCCUUAAGGUUCUAGGAACAGUCCUAGAACAGCUGAGUAAGGAGCUUUCACCUGAAGAAGCUGAAAGAUUAAUUCCAAGAGAGCUGAAAGUCAUGAUGGAAUCGGAUGCAGCUAUGACAGAGGAUUUAACUUAUAAUAUUAUUCCUCUUGAUGCCACUACAACGACAAAUUUUAUUGUUUCUUUCUCUGAGGUUCGUGCUUCAGCUUCAGCUUUAAAGUACUUCCAUGGGCUGCCAAAUUUGCCUGGAACUUUUUCCAUACCUACAACAAGGAGUGCAGAUAUAUUUGAUUUUCUUCAUUUUACAUUUGGAUUUCAGAAAGACAAUGUAUCUAAUCAGCGUGAACAUAUUGUUCAUCUUCUUGCUAAUGAGCAAAGUCGGUUUCGAAUACCUGAUGAACCUGAACCGAUUUUAGAUGAGGCUGCAGUCCACAAGGUAUUUUUGAAGUCCUUAGACAACUACAUUAAGUGGUGCAACUAUCUGGGUAUCUUGCCUGUGUGGAGCAAUCUUGAUGUUGUCAGCAAGGAGAAGAAAUUGCUAUUCAUUUCUUUGUAUUUCUUGAUAUGGGGUGAAGCUGCCAAUGCUCGUUUUCUUCCAGAAUGCUUGUGCUACAUAUUUCAUCAUAUGGGACGAGAAAUGGAGGAGAUAAUGAGACAGCAAGUUGCAAUGCCAGCAAAUAGCUGUGUAGCUGAAAGUGGCGUUUCGUUUCUUGAUCAAGUUAUACGUCCACUUUAUGAGGUUCUUGCUGCGGAAGCAGGAAACAAUGAAAAUGGGCGAGCACCUCAUUCUGCUUGGAGAAAUUAUGAUGAUUUCAAUGAAUACUUCUGGUCACUUAAUUGCUUUGAACUUAGUUGGCCAUGGAGGAAAAGUUCACCCUUCUUUCUGAAACCAACACCAAGAUCAAAGAAUUUUCUUAAAUCUACUGGAAGCAGCAAACGGCAGGGGAAGACUUCUUUUGUUGAGCACCGAACUUUCUUGCAUCUUUACCAUAGCUUUCAUCGCCUAUGGAUAUUUCUUGUGAUGAUGUUUCAGGGACUUACUAUAAUUGCUUUCAAUAAUGGGGAGUUUAACUCUAAGACCUUACGGGAAGUUCUGAGUCUUGGACCUACUUACUUUGUGAUGAAAUUUUUGGAAAGUGUAUUGGAUGUUAUUAUGAUGUAUGGAGCAUAUUCUACAUCAAGACGCCUAGCUGUUAGCCGAAUAUUUCUUCGUUUUCUUUGGUUCAGCGCAGCUUCAGUAUUGAUUUGUUUCCUUUAUGUGAAAGGCCUUGUGGAGAAAACCAAGCCAAAUGCAGAUUCAUUUCUCUUCAAAAUUUAUGUCAUUGUUCUUGCCACAUAUGCUGGUGUGCACUUCUUUAUUGGCUUCCUGCUUAGAAUACCAGCCUGUCAUCAGUUGACAAAUAAAUGUGAUCAGUGGCCCCUUAUCCGGUUUAUCAAAUGGAUGCACCAGGAACAUUACUAUGUUGGCCGCGGCAUGUAUGAGAGAACUUCUAGCUUCAUCAAAUAUUUGGUCUUUUGGCUUGUUGUUUUGGGAGGCAAAUUUAGUUUUGCAUAUUUUCUACUAAUUAAGCCCUUGGUGGAUCCCACAACGUUCGUCGUGGAAAUGGAUAUCCAGGAAUACUCUUGGCAUGAUUUUGUUUCUAAAAAUAAUCAUAAUGCACUGACUGUUGCAAGCUUCUGGGUUCCCGUGUUUAUAAUUUACCUGGUAGAUACUCAUAUAUUUUAUACUGUUAUAUCUUCUAUUUGGGGUUUCCUGCUGGGUGCAAAAGAUCGUCUUGGGGAGAUUAGAUCUUUGGAUGCUAUUCAAAAGCGUUUUGAGAGAUUUCCUGCUGCUUUUAUGGAUACUCUUCAUGUGCCUCUUGACAAAAGGGCAUCCAUGCUGGGUGAUGGUUUGGUUAACAAAUUUGAUGCUGCCCGGUUUGCUCCUUUCUGGAAUGAAAUAAUAAUGAAUUUGAGGGAGGAAGACUACAUUAAUAGUUUAGAAAUGGAAUUGCUUCUGAUGCCUAAAAAUUCUGGGAAUCUCUCCUUAGUUCAAUGGCCCCUGUUCCUCCUCGCUAGCAAGAUAUUUAUUGCAAAAGAUACUGCUGUUGAGAGUAGAGAGUCCAGGCUAUCGCAAGAAGAGCUAUGGGAUAGGAUUUCAAGGGAUGAUUACAUGAAGUAUGCAGUUGAAGAGUGCUUUUCUACCAUUCAGUUAAUCCUCACAUCUGUAUUAGAUGACGAGGGUAAGAAGUGGGUUCAGAGAAUCUAUGAGGAGAUUCAUGAAAGCAUAGAGAAGAGGAGCAUAUUUGAUACUAUUGAAUUGAAUAAGCUACCACUAAUGAUUCAGAAAGUUACCGCACUUUUAGGAAUACUGAAGGAAGAACAUUCUCAGAAACAAGAAAGUGGUGCUGUUAAUGCUCUGCAAGAUCUAUACGAUGUUAUGCGAUUUGAUGUCCUUCAUGUUAACAUGAGGGAACACAUGGAAAUAUGGAAUGACUUGUCAAAAGCUAGGAAUGAAGGUCGCUUGUUUCAGAAGUUGAAGUGGCCAACAGAUGUUGAAUUGAGGGCUCAAGUCAGAAGACUGUAUUCACUUCUCACUAUCAAGGACUCUGCUGCCAAUAUCCCUAAGAAUCUUGAGGCUCAACGCCGGCUAGAUUUCUUCACAAAUUCACUUUUUAUGGAGAUGCCAGUGGCAAAACCUGUCCGUGAGAUGUUGUCCUUUAGUGUCUUCACCCCAUAUUACUCUGAGACUGUCUUGUACAGUAUGUCUGAACUCCUUAAAAAAAAUGAAGAUGGGAUCUCAACUUUAUUUUACCUCCAAAAGAUCUAUCCAGACGAGUGGAGGAACUUUCUUACUCGGAUUGGCCGUGAUGAAAACAUAUCAGAAUCAGAACUUAGUAAUAGUGAUAUUCUUGAACUGCGUUUUUGGGCUUCAUACAGAGGACAAACAUUAGCUAGAACUGUGCGUGGAAUGAUGUACUACAGGAAAGCCCUCAUGCUUCAAGCCUAUUUGGAACGGAUGGCAGCUGAAGGUUUGGAUAUCUGUGAUGAAGUGAUUAUGUUUAUUAUAUUUUUUACCUAUUACUCUGCUAGUUUAUUUAUAAUACGUAUAUCUUUAGAUUCCGAGGCUGGGCUUUUAGGGAGUGCAGCAACUGAUACUGAAGGUUUCGAGUUAUCUCCAGAAGCAAGAGCUCAGGCAGAUCUUAAAUUUACCUAUGUAGUUACCUGCCAAAUAUAUGGAAAACAGAAAGAGGACCAAAAGCCUGAGGCUGCAGAUAUUGCAUUACUAAUGCAAAGAAAUGAAGCACUUCGAGUUGCUUUUAUUGAUGAGGUUGAGACCCUAAAGGAUGGAAAAGUGAACAAAGAAUAUUUCUCAAAACUUGUGAAGGCUGACAUCAAUGGAAAAGAUAAGGAAAUCUAUUCAAUUAAAUUGCCUGGUAAUCCCAAGCUUGGUGAAGGGAAACCUGAAAAUCAAAAUCAUGCUGUUAUCUUUACACGUGGAAAUGCAGUACAGACUAUUGACAUGAAUCAGGAUAAUUACUUUGAGGAGGCUUUAAAGGUGAGAAAUCUUCUUGAAGAAUUUUUCCGGGACCAUGGAGUUCGUCCUGCUACUAUUCUUGGUGUUAGGGAGCAUGUGUUUACAGGGAGUGUGUCCUCUUUAGCAUCCUUCAUGUCUAAUCAGGAAUCUAGCUUUGUGACUCUUGGUCAACGUGUCCUAGCAAAUCCUUUGAAGGUUCGUAUGCAUUAUGGUCAUCCGGAUGUCUUUGAUAGAGUAUUCCAUAUAACUAGGGGUGGUAUCAGCAAAGCAUCUCGCGUUAUUAAUAUUAGCGAAGAUAUUUUUUCUGGGUUCAAUUCAACUUUGCGCCAGGGCAAUAUCACUCACCAUGAAUACAUCCAGGUUGGGAAGGGACGAGAUGUUGGACUCAAUCAGAUUGCUUUGUUUGAGGGAAAAGUUGCAGGUGGCAAUGGUGAACAAGUCCUUAGUAGAGAUGUUUACAGGCUUGGUCAGCUCUUUGAUUUCUUCAGAAUGCUAUCAUUCUACUUCACAACUGUUGGAUACUACUUCUGUACCAUGUUAACAAUGCUGAGUGCUUAUGCUUUUCUCUAUGGAAGAGCCUAUUUGGCGUUGUCUGGAGUUGGAGAAACAAUUCAAGAGAGAGCAGAUAUAUUCCAAAAUACUGCACUAAGUGCCGCUCUCAAUGCACAGUUUCUUUUUCAGAUUGGUGUAUUUAGUGCAGUUCCAAUGAUUUUGGGUUUCAUCUUGGAACAAGGAUUCCUGAAAGCUAUUGUUAGUUUUGUAACGAUGCAGUUUCAGCUAUGCACUGUAUUCUUCACUUUCUCAUUGGGUACAAGAACACAUUACUUUGGUCGGACUAUCCUUCAUGGUGGAGCUAGGUACCAAGCAACUGGUAGGGGCUUUGUUGUUCGACACAUAAAAUUUUCAGAGAACUAUAGGCUUUAUGCCCGCAGUCAUUUUACUAAGGGAAUGGAGAUAGUGCUUCUAUUGGUGGUAUACCUUGCAUAUGGCUAUAGCCAAGGGGCUAUAUCAUACAUUCUUCUCACUAUUAGCAGUUGGUUCUUGGCUGUUUCUUUGCUUUUUGCGCCAUAUUUGUUUAAUCCAUCUGGAUUUGAGUGGCAGAAGACUGUAGAAGACUUCAGAGAUUGGACAAAUUGGCUUUUUUAUAGAGGUGGAAUUGGAGUUAAGGGAGAAGAAAGUUGGGAAGCUUGGUGGGAUGAAGAGCUGGCACAUAUUCGAACAUUAGAGGGAAGGCUAAUGGAGACCAUUCUUAGCUUAAGAUUUUUUAUAUUUCAAUAUGGCAUUGUUUACAAGCUACAUGUACAGGGAGAUAAUACAUCUUUGACGGUGUAUGGUUUUUCAUGGAUUGUAUUUGCAGUGCUUUUGAUCCUCUUUAAGGUGUUCACUUUCAGCCAGAAAAUAUCGGUUAAUUUCCAGCUGCUGUUGCGCUUUAUCCAAGGCCUGGCCUUUUUGCUUGCACUAGCUGGUGUAGCCACUGCUGUUGCAAUUACUAAACUUUCUAUCCCGGAUAUAUUUGCAUGCAUCUUGGCAUUCAUACCCACCGGAUGGGGAAUUCUUUCUAUUGCCGUGGCGUGGAAACCUCUAGUCAAGAAAAUGGGAUUGUGGAAAUCAGUUCGUUCUGUUGCGCGGUUAUAUGAUGCUGGGAUUGGUAUGCUCAUCUUCAUCCCCAUUGCAUUCCUCUCCUGGUUCCCAUUUGUUUCAACGUUUCAAACCCGGCUUAUGUUCAACCAAGCGUUCAGUCGAGGGCUGGAAAUCUCUCUUAUCCUUGCUGGGAAUAAUCCCAAUACUGGUGUGUGAUUCACACGUAGGACACGCUUCAUUCUCGAGCAUUUAGGGUGUUCCGUUUUCUGAAUUUGUAGAAUGCACUCUUUGAGGCUUUGCCAGAUGAUGAAUUCCUAAGUUACCAUUUCUAUCAUUGAUAUUACAUUUUAAUUAACUAGUCUUGAGAGUGCUACAUUAAUAGAGAGCUUGAGAGCUUCCCCCACCCCCUGUAUAUAUUCUUGGGCUGACUGGUUUGAAUACCUAGGCUUUUCACUGUCGUUCUAUAGUUCAUUAAAAUGAUUUUGAUGUAUUUUUCACAUCAGUCUUAAGUGACUUUAUUUGCA
Molecule: messenger RNA, 6271 nt
Organism: Ipomoea nil (Japanese morning glory)
Lineage: Eukaryota; Viridiplantae; Streptophyta; Magnoliopsida; Solanales; Convolvulaceae
Product: callose synthase 9
Exons: 51
Coding region: 147-5963 (1938 amino acids)
Biological process (GO): (1->3)-beta-D-glucan biosynthetic process
Cellular component (GO): plasma membrane; 1,3-beta-D-glucan synthase complex
Molecular function (GO): 1,3-beta-D-glucan synthase activity
Source: RefSeq, a predicted model, not a curated record